This is a messenger RNA of Wyeomyia smithii (pitcher-plant mosquito), 4234 nucleotides long. Its product is annotated as zinc finger protein Xfin-like. Gene Ontology annotation, molecular function: DNA-binding transcription activator activity, RNA polymerase II-specific; RNA polymerase II cis-regulatory region sequence-specific DNA binding; zinc ion binding. Bases 487 to 3492 code for a protein of 1001 amino acids. NCBI's taxonomy places the organism in Eukaryota, Metazoa, Arthropoda, Insecta, Diptera, Culicidae. The transcript is spliced from 4 exons. Gene Ontology annotation, cellular component: nucleus. The record is from RefSeq and is a predicted model, not a curated record. Gene Ontology annotation, biological process: regulation of transcription by RNA polymerase II.
UCGUAUGUAUGCGAGGACUGCGUUUAGCUGAGAUGCUGACGAGAUUACCACGACCGACGGGUUGCUGAUGCUUGCGGAUGGACGGAACACACAUCUCGGGAAGGUAAAGGAGAAUCGCAGUAACCUUGGUGUGCAACGGGCGUGCUCUAGAUUCAGCAUUUUCGGUCAAAUUUUCCGCGUGCUUCCGGAAACCGGAAGUGGAAGCUUUGUGCGCAAUCGAAAAUCGGAAAAGUGAAUUUUAUGCUUACGAUUGUUGGUGUUUGAGGAGGAGUUAUGUUUUGAUUCUUCACGGAGUUACGGAUUUUAUUUUUCCUCUGCAUCAUUGUCGAACACGGGGAAGAUUAAGCACACCGAUUGGGCAUUUUUUCACGAAGGAAUACGCUGGAAGGUGAGUGACGAAGUCAAAGAAGAAAAAAGUGGUUUAGCACGGCGACGGCGGAUUUUUUGCGUUGAAUUUCGGUUCGCUCUGAAUAUUGUGACUACGUAAUGAACGAGGUUGAGGUAAAACAGGAAAAAGAUGUGGACGUGUACGAGUAUCAGCAGCAGCAACAAGGCGGAACGAUUGCAAGUGAUGAAAAUGGUGGAUCUGACCAGGAAAUCGUGGUCGGAAUUGAUGCGGACCACAUUAAUUUUCUUACAAGUAUGGCGUCCGAUGAUGAUUCACUGGAUUGUCCACCGGAAGUGGAAGGCAGUGACAGAAUGGGUUUUGCGGAUAUAUGCGAAGAGGAAGAUGAAGAUGUGAUAGCAACAGCGGAAUCAAUUCUAUCAAGAACGGCGGAACGGACAAACCAGCAAGUGUACCAUUGUGAGUAUUGUAAUAAAACCUUCACCUGGUUGAAAUCCCUCACGGUGCAUCUUCGCACUCACACCAACGUAAAGCCGUACAAAUGCGAAAUGUGCGAUAGGUCUUUCGUACGAUCCGAUUAUCUCAAAUACCACAUAAUGAAAUCCCAUGAAACAAACGAACAGGUUUUCACCUGUGUGGCAUGUUCCGGAGUAUUUGCAACAAAUCGUGGCUUACUGCGGCAUAUUCGAACUGAGCAUGGUGGAGCUGUUGGCCGCAGAGAAGCCUACUCGGAUAAUGAAUCUGUUGGUGAGAUGGAUGAAAGUGGAAAAUUUGCCUGUACUUAUUGCGACGAUUCGUUUGUUUCUCGGGAUCUGCUGAUUGCUCACAUGAAACACCAUUUAGGCGAAAAACCAUUCCGGUGCGAUCUAUGCCCAAAGUCUUUCAUUCGACAGGAUUUCCUGCAAUGUCACCGUUCCAAUCACAUAAAAACUAUGGAUUUCAAGCAGAACGGGUUUCAGUCGGAAUCAUCGAAGCGGCCGCGAAUAAGUCUUAAAAAAUUGGCAGAUCUUGUUCCGUCCAAUUCGGUUUCAAGGGCCGAGUCGAGCGAUGACGAAGAAGCGGAAGACGGAGCCGCCAGGUCUUCGGACAGUGAUCACCAGAACAAGCAAGAGGAAAGCAAAGAGCAGGGUAGUCACCUGGAGACAAUUAUGUCUCAGGUUUCCAGGGCAGAUAACGAUCAGCUGCAGUGUCCGCAGUGCGAUAAGACUUUUUCGGAACAGGCGACGCUGAUGGAGCAUUUGCGUACUCAUACUGCUUACACUCCGUUCCAAUGUCCGCUGUGUAGCUUAGCGUUUAUCCGCUCAGAAUACCUGAAGAAACACUUGAAAAAACACAUAGAGGACAACGGUGAAGAUCCUGGCGCUCCGGGAGCAAUCGAUACCUCGAUGCUAUCGUUCGGAGGAGCGUCCGCCUUCACAAGUACUUCCAACGCCCCAGGUUCGUCGCUGUCGCUGUUAAAGCCUGUAAGUGCCAGGCCGCAAUCGACUGGGAUUUCUCUGCUGAAACCACCGGAGGAAAGAAAACCACCGGAACAGCAGGAGUAUUGUAUUCGCACGGACGACGGUAAAUUUAUGUGUACCGUGUGCGAGCGCGUUUUCUCCCACCAGCAAACCGUUCGUAUUCACUUUAGAAUACACACUAACGAGAAACCUUACAAAUGCCCCCACUGCCCGGAAUCCUUCAUCCGGUCGGACUACCUUGAGAGACACAUGAAGGUGCAUUGGAAAGACGGUCCAGGAGUUAUGCCGCCAUUAACAGUGAUGGGGAAAACUACGGCGAUUGCGGUUGGUGCUUCGGACAGCAGCGACUCGACAAGUCCUCAAAAGAUGACAAUCGGUCGCGCAGGACUGCUACCAGAAAAUUAUCAUUUUGUCGAGGCUGGUGAUGGGCAGUAUGCGUGCAAGAUUUGCGACCAGGUAUUCACCCAUUGUGAUUCAUUACGAAAGCAUGCGCUUACCCACACGGAGGAAAAACCAUUUUUCUGCGAUAUCUGUGAUCGAUCGUUCAAUCGAGUUGACUAUCUAAAAGAGCAUUUUAAAUCUAAACGCCAUCGGCAAGCGCUGGCUGAAACAAAUGGCGACGUAAUCGAAGAAGACGAUGAUUCAACUACAGACACAAGCAUCGCUGGACGAAUUGCGAAGACCAAGUCUCCAAUAAGCCCUAUGACGAAUGCUCUCGCGGAACGGAUAGAGUUCCAGCGAACUGACGACGGACGAUACAAAUGUUCUGAGUGCGAUAAAACCUUCGUAACGGCGGUCACUCUUAAAAUGCAUCUUCGAUUACACACAGGAGAAAAACCCUACAAAUGCAGUAUGUGCAGCAUGGCUUUCAUCCGGUCGGACUAUCUAAAAACUCAUGAGAAGAUUCAUCGGCAGGAAGCCUUCAUGCUGGGUCAUGGACUGAUGACAACAAGGACGGGUGAAGAUGCGGAAGAUGUUGAUGGUCGGAGCUCUACUGAGGAAUCGGAUGACGAAACAAGAAUACAACCGGCUCAUUCUACUGCUGGUUAUAAUGGAACACUUCCUGGCAAGCGUGAUGCAGAACCGCAAAUCAAUAACCACCAUGUAGGCGCUAGAGCUGUGGAAAUAAUUGAAGACGUCGAUGACGAUGAAGAGGAAGAGGACGACGACGAGAGUGAAGAUGAACAGGUCAUUGAAGUGAUGGUAAAGGAGGAAGACUCCGAUGAUGACGAUGAAGACGAGGAUGAGGAAGAUGAUGAUGAUGACCAGGAUGGGGAGGAUGGUCAGAAUGAUCAAAGCGUGGAAGCAGGGGAAGAACAUGAGGAAAACGAGAACAACAAUAGCUAUGAGAAUGAGGAUAGUGCUUCACGGACAAGCGGCGCUGGUGUUGUUGGAUCAGAACCGGUUGAACACAAAUCGAAGCAUAGGUGCCACGUGUGCCGGAAGGAGUUUGCAUGGCCAAAAUCGUUGAAAAUUCAUCUUCGAACGCAUACUGGAGAGCGACCGUACGAAUGCGAGGUGUGUGGAAAAAGUUUUACCCGAUCCGAUAGCUUGAAAGCGCAUCGAAAUACCCACGGGGAAGUUAGAGUAUUGCAGUGCCAUUUAUGUGACGCGAGCUUUUUAGAUGAAGGUGGCCUGAUACGUCAUCAAAAGCUGGAACAUGGUAUAGAACCGCUGGAUGUCUAGAUAGAAACAAAUUUUGUGCACGUGGUACCUCAGUGAGUAGAGCAUUGUCCUCACUCCCUCAUGUGAUUUUAUGGCGAUGCCAGGUGUAUUCAUGUCAGUACGAUAAUACCAUUAAGUAUGCACCACAUACGGGACUUGAAACACGAUAUUUGCAAAACACCACCUGGUAGGAGUAACAUAGUUCAUUAUGAUUUUAGUCGUAAACCCCCAACAACCAUCCAUGUAAACAGAUUACAAAUUGUGCGGUCACAGAACUGCAUCUUAUAUAGUAGGUAAUGAUAUGAUGGAAACAAAUUUCCAUGUACGCGAUGGAAAUGAAUUUCCACAUAUUACAUGGUUUUACAAAUAUAUAUGGUUAUACUAGAUGAUUAAGAACGCGAAGCUCUAAGCAAACUAAUUUUAGGUUAUUGGUGUUAGCCUUUCGUUCAGUAAGUAAAUCGAGUGCUGGUUACUAAUCGAAAGGCUUAUCCUGUAACUGUUUGAAACAUGUACACAUUUUCGAUACCUGGAUAAAUGCAAGAAAUGGAAAUUUGGUUACGAAAUCUUUCGUGGGUAUGUUGAAUAAAUAUCAGCAUUUUUCUUUUUCGUUCAUAUUUUUCCAGUGUAUGAUAGAUUGUCACCAAUAAGAAAAAAAACUAAAUGCAUAGUUUUUAUAUCUAGACACGGAAGAUGUUAGAUUUUUCACAAAGUAUGUAUAUUUGUAUUAUUUAAAAAUUAAACUCCACAUUACUGAAAUAAUGAA